Messenger RNA from Hyla sarda, 1553 nucleotides. It is a transcript of the gene FAM221A, whose product is annotated as family with sequence similarity 221 member A. Lineage: Eukaryota; Metazoa; Chordata; Amphibia; Anura; Hylidae. The transcript is spliced from 7 exons. The coding region runs from base 379 to 1203 and encodes 274 amino acids. The record is from RefSeq and is a predicted model, not a curated record.
UUUAUUAAAUAUUCUUUAAAGCGUACCUGUAAUAUUACAGAAAAAAUAUAAUGCUUAUGUACUGUAUAUACUAGUGUAUAAGCCAUCGGCUGUCCGGGCAUGCUGGGAGUUGUAGUUUUGAAACAUCUGGAGGUCCACAGGUUGAAGACCACUUCGGCCUUCGUCAUCAUCCAGACCCCCCUUUAGUUUUCUACUCACCUCCCCUCGGCGGGAAGUUAGGGUGAGCUGGUCCGGGCCAUCUAUGCUGCAGGGACCGUCUGGUGGGGAGGGUUAGUCGUUCCGGGCUGUCCAUCUUCACCGGGAGACCCCCUUCUCUGCUCGCUCCGGGCCGGCCCUGGACUAGUGACGUUGCCUUGACGACAACGCACAGGGACGUUCAUGUGCAGGAUUGUUGGAGAAGAUGAUGGAGGCAAGCUUUUUAGCCCAGAAGAAUAUGAAGCCUACAAGAAAACGGUGCUGCCUAUAAGAUCGCAAAAUCGAUUGUUUGUCAGCUGGAGAUCACCAACAGGAAUAGACUGCAAGCUUGUGGGCCCAGAGACUCCCUGCUUUUGUACUCACAGGUACAAACAGCAUAAGACAGACUUUAAGGAGCUUCCAAAGGAUCAUCCCAUUCUGUUGCCAUGUAAAGUCAGUAAAUGUCCAUGCAAGUCAUAUCACUAUGUUCCUCUUAAUGGUUCCCAAGCAAUUCGUUGCCGAUGUAAGCACUUUGCCGAUGACCACAAUGUUACAGGAUCCUACCACUGCAAAAAAUGCUCCAACUGCACAGGAUUCCAUAGUUCCUUUACUUGUGGAUGUUCCCAGCCAGCAUAUACUCACGACACUGUUGUGGAGACAAAGGAAGAACGACAAGCUCUUGGAAAGCCUGUUGGGGAAGAUGUUCCAUAUGCUGCUAUGGGAGGACUGACUGGCUUCAGCUCUCUUGCUGAAGGUUAUAUGAGACUUGAUGAAAGUGGUAUAGGUGUUCCUAGUAGGGAAUUUUUUGAGUCUUCCGAUGAUGGCGGCGGCCAUCCAUUUCUAAGAGCAUAUGGCCCACCAUGUUCCAAUGUUAAAGAACACCCUAAUGGAAAUAAACAGAUGUCCAGUUUGAAGGAAUCAGAAGAACGGGACAUGGCUUUUUUUGAAAAGCGCUAUCAAGAAAGGUUGCAGAAAGAAAAGGAGCAAAAAAGACAGAGUAAUAAGCGACCCACCACUCAGCGGCCUUAAGGACAUGACACCUGUCAGGCAGAUGUCCACUUUAUCCACUGUAGUUUUAGUGUCUACAUUAGUUUUAAACUGUAGGUUUAAUAAUUUAUUUGUUGGGUGAGAGUAAAAAAAAAAGCAAUACUUUAUGGGGCAUUCAGUUUUUAGGUUUAUCAUGUGGUAAAAAUUACAAGUAAACUUGAAUACCAAAAUUGAUAUAGUUUUUGUUUUACAAACUUUGAAAAUAAUUUUUUUGCAACGCCAUAUUCUAACCCCUAUAACUUGAUGGGGGAUUGGUACCAUGUUGUUUACUAUUCCAUGUUUUCUCAUAUGUGAGGGAAAAAACAAAUUCUGGUAUUGGGUAAUUUUCUCUU